Molecule: messenger RNA, 822 nt
Organism: Quercus lobata
Lineage: Eukaryota; Viridiplantae; Streptophyta; Magnoliopsida; Fagales; Fagaceae
Exons: 2
Coding region: 1-822 (273 amino acids)
Source: RefSeq, a predicted model, not a curated record
AUGUCUUCGACUAAGAGUGAGGAUUCUUCCUGCCACAAAGGGAAAGACCCCAUUGUUGUGAAGUCUCCCUUUGAAAAGGAAGGGGAUGAGGAUGUCUCUCCCGCUGAAUCGGACCAUUCUGAGGGUGAGGAGACAGUUCAUGAUUCCAAUAGUGAGUGUCUCCCUCUUCUCGACCUAUGUGUAGACACCUCAUUUUGUACCAGGAAGUGUAGGUCCCCUAUAUGUUGGGAUAAUGUUGGAGAAAGAAGAUUGUUGGGUCCUAAGAUUGCACAGCAAACAAUAGAUAAAAUUCAAGUGAUUAAAGAGCGACUCCAAACAGCUCAGAGUAGGCAGAAGAGUUAUGCAUAUGUUAGAAGAAGGAAAUUAGAGUUCCAAGUGGGUGAUCAUGUGUUCUUGAGGAUUUCACCUACUAUAGGAGUUAUGAGAUUUGGUUUUCGAGGUAAGUUGAGCCCUCGUUUUGUAGGACCUUUUGAAGUCUUGGAGAAGAUGGGUAAAGUUGCUUAUAGGCUUGCCUUACCACCUUCUUUAUCAAGGGUACAUAAUGUUUUCCUUGUCUCAAUGUUGAGGAAAUAUAUUCCAGACCCCAGUCAUGUAGUAGAUUAUGAGCCUCUAAAAUUAAGAGAUGAUUUAACUUAUGAAGAGCAACCAGUUAAAAUUGUGGACAAGAAGGAGCAAGAGUUGAAGCGUCGUACCAUACGUUAUGUCAAGGUUCAAUGGAGGAACCAGUCUGUGAGAGAGGCUACAUGGGAGUUAGAAGAUGAAAUGAAGGAGAAAUACCCAUAUCUUUUUGAGGACUCAAGUAUGUCAAGUUUAGAGGACUAA